Scatophagus argus is the source of this 1464-nucleotide messenger RNA. It is a transcript of the gene npy4r, whose product is annotated as neuropeptide Y receptor Y4. NCBI's taxonomy places the organism in Eukaryota, Metazoa, Chordata, Actinopteri, Scatophagidae. The record is from RefSeq and is a predicted model, not a curated record. Gene Ontology annotation, molecular function: neuropeptide binding; neuropeptide Y receptor activity. The transcript has a single exon. Gene Ontology annotation, cellular component: neuron projection; plasma membrane. Gene Ontology annotation, biological process: G protein-coupled receptor signaling pathway. The coding region runs from base 106 to 1464 and encodes 452 amino acids.
CCCAUCUCCCUCUGUAUGCUCUCUCUUUGUCCCAGAUGCAUGUGUCCGGAGGGCUGGGAAUGGACAGUCUGAUGCUGAGGGUGUUGAAACUGAGGUCCUAGUGAGAUGUCCUGGAGUGGCAACACAAACCAGUCUUCUCCAUUAAUGACAGCUCUGCCUCUGCCCUUCAACAGUUCCACCUCUCCACCUUUCCCGACACUGGAGGAGGGAAGGGCCAGUCAUGAGACUGAGCAAGAGUGGCCGGGGAAUAAGUCCCAACUCCUCUCAGACCUCGCUGUUCUCGGGCAGGAUGGAGUUUGCCAUAUGCCUCCUGUCCUCACAGUAUGUCUGAUAGGGUGGUACAGCAUUACAAUGGUGCUGGGGUUGCUGGGGAACGUAGGCCUCAUAUGCAUCAUCACCCGUCGCAGAGAAAAAGUCAAUGUCACUGGCAUUUUCAUCUGCAACCUGUCAUUCUCUGACAUUCUGGUGUGUGUCUUCUGCCUCCCCUUCACAGUCAUAUACACACUAAUGGACCACUGGGUGUUUGGGUCACUAUUAUGUCGGCUGGUGCCGUUCAUCCAGUGUGUGUCUGUGACCGUCUCUGUGCUGUCUCUGGUGUUCAUCGCCCUGGAAAGACAUCAGCUCAUCAUUAACCCCUCUGGGUGGAAACCAAGCAUUCGUCAGGCUUACAUUGCACUUGUGUUCAUUUGGAUUCUGGCCUGCUUCACCUCCUCACCUUUCUUGGCCUUUCAGCUCCUCACAAAUGAGCCCUAUGCCAAUGUCAUGCCAGUCCUGCCACAGUCUCCACUCCAUCACCAAGCCUCUCCUCAGGCUUAUCUCAAUGCAUCUCCACCUCAGUCUGUUUCCUACACUUACAAAAACUCAUCUGUGCUUACAAAUUCAUACCGUACACUCUUUUCGUACAUCCCGGCCUCUCCACAUAUGGAGGCCUGUCUGGAGCACUGGCCAUCCCAGCAGCACAGGCUUGCUUACACUACAUGGCUCCUGCUGUUCCAGUACUGCGGUCCACUGCUGCUGGUCCUACUCUGUUAUGUUCGAGUUUUUGUGCGCCUUCGCCACCGCAAAGACAUGCUAGACCGUACAAGGAGCUCAGAGAGCCAGCGCGUGACCCACAGCCGCCGAAUCAACAUCAUGCUGGUCUCCCUCAUAACAGCCUUUGCCCUCUGCUGGCUGCCGCUCACCAUCUUCAACGUGGUAUCAGACUGGAACCAGGAGGCUUUGCCCAUCUGCCACCACAACCUGCUGUUCUCCCUCUGCCACCUGCUAGCCAUGUCCUCCACCUGCAUCAACCCCAUCAUCUACGGCUUCCUCAACUCCAACUUUCGGCAGGAGGUGAGAGAGGUGCUCCUGCACUGCCGCUGCAGCCCACUAGAAGAGGAGUGUGAGCGUUUCCCCAUGUCGACCGUACACAUGGAAGUGUCUCGCACCUCUAUGCCUCUCAACUGCAGGAGCAACUCUGUUUGA